Molecule: messenger RNA, 5350 nt
Organism: Tetranychus urticae (two-spotted spider mite)
Lineage: Eukaryota; Metazoa; Arthropoda; Arachnida; Trombidiformes; Tetranychidae
Product: chromatin remodeler ATRX homolog
Cellular component (GO): nucleus
Molecular function (GO): ATP hydrolysis activity; protein dimerization activity; ATP binding
Source: RefSeq, a predicted model, not a curated record
UUUUUGCUUGUUAAUUCUAGUUACAAGUUGUAACUUGAUUCUUGUUCUUGUUACUGUUCUUUUUUAUUCUUAGCCGCCUUUCCCCAUGGCUAAAUUUGAAUUUGAAGGUUUGAGUUUCCCUCAUGCCGUUCUUAAUAGUCUAUUACCUUUUCGUCUAGUCAUUGACCUGGGAAAUAAAAAGGACCAUGUGCUUGUCAGUUCGCCCAAGUCCACCACACAAAUUGAGCCAGUCAAACCAAAGGAACAACCGACUCGUAAAAGAUCAAGUUGUCGAAAAUCUACUUGCCCUCCUAUCUUGACAUCCAGACCUGAGAAAAAACGUGCCGAUAAAAACAAUGACAGUGAUUGUGACAGUGACAGUGACGUUAAUUUAUGGUCUGAUGCUUAUUCAGAUUCAACGAUUGGUGAGGACUUCACUGAUGACGAAAUUGAUGCAAACAAACGCUCUGGUGCAAUAUUAAAAGGAGAUAAAGAAAAGGUCACCAGAAAAAGAGUCAAGAAAAGUGAAGCUUCACUCUCUAAACCAAGCGUCCAACAAAUUAUAGAAAAUGAUUUAUUUUUGCAACUUCAACCAAGAGUUCAUAUUUUAAGACUACCAAGUUUCAUGGUUAACUCAGAUGACAAAGCUGCUGAUUUGGAACAAGUCUACAAGGUUUUUGAAACCAAUCUGUUCAGAGAUAUAGAUUGUGUAGCUCGCUACAGUGAAAGACGAAAUAAUUUUGAUUAUGACGAUGACUUUAUUCCAAAUAUAUUGCCUUCUCAGCAAUUAUCUAAUCCAAGGAAGCGAGGGAUUCUUGAACUCGGUUCUGAUGAUGAUGAUGACGAUGAUGACAAGGAUAUGAAAGAUGCUGGCGGUAGCAGUAAUAACUUGCCGGCGGUUGAAAAGAAAAGAGCCAGAAUGUCUUCAUCGAAGCCAAGGAAACGAGUUGUGGUUGCCGACUCUGAUGAUUCAGAAUCAGAUGAUAUGUUUGAUGACGAAGAUGAUGGCGAAAUUAUGUUAGAUAGUGAUGAUUAUGAAGAAAAUGAUGAUGAAAAUGAGCUUACUGAAGGACGUGAAACUUUGUCCGAUACAGAGGCAAUGUUUAAGAAGAAACGCAAACGUAAAUUUGCUAGAAGAAAACGUUACUCUAUGAUAACUUUAUCUUCUGACGAUGAACAAGUUGAUAUUUCUGAAGUCAUCGAAGAAGAACCUGUACCAGAUCAAGAUGCACCAAUUUCGAGUCAAAAAUCUGACCGUAAAGAAAUCCGGAGAGUUCUUUCGGAAGCUGAGCUUGAGAAAGCAACCAAAGAAGCUACUUCAAAAGAAAGGAAAAGGAUGGAGAGAAUCAAUGAGAUGAUUAAGCAAUAUGAUAAAAUUUUACCAGCAAUUGAAAAUGAAAGAAAAGAAAAGCCCCUUAUUUUGGAUAUUGAUAUAAAAACUAAAAAAGUUCGUGUGGAGGUUACCCAAAAACUUGUCAAGGAUUUGAAACCUCACCAGUUUGAAGGAUUGAAGUUCUUGUAUUAUUCAACGAUUGAAAGUAUUGAAAAAAUAACUGAAGAAGGUUCUGGUUGUAUUCUUGCUCACUGUAUGGGCUUAGGAAAGACUCUUCAAGUGAUAACAUUUGUCCAAACUCUUCUCUCAAACGAAUAUACUAAUAAACAAAUCCGGACAAUUUUGAUCGCUGUGCCGGUCAAUACCCUUAAAAAUUGGUCCGAGGAGUUUGACAAAUGGAUUACUAGAAAGCGUUUAAGGACCUUCAAUAUUUAUGAAAUGGUCGAUGAGUGCGAUACUAAGAGUCGUGCUCAUUUGUUAUGUACUUGGAAAAAAGAAGGUGGUGUUAUGAUUAUUGGGUUGCCGAUUUUUGCCUCUUUAAUGAGCCUUAGAGAUGCUAAAAAGAAAAAUGCAACACUGUCAGUUAUCAAAGCAAUUGAAGAUUAUCUUUCUGACCCUGGUCCAGAUUUAUUGAUAAUCGAUGAAGGUCAUCUUCUUAAAAACACUUGUACCAGACUCUGUAAAUCUGUGGAAAAAGUCAAAACUAAAAGGAAAAUUAUGUUAACAGGAACACCUUUACAAAAUAAUCUUGAUGAAUAUCGCACAAUGAUCAACAUAAUCAAGCCCAGACUUUUAGGAUCUGCAAAAGAGUUUGCUAAUAGGUUUCGUAAUCCGAUUGAAAAUGGUCAAAAAGCUGACUCAAACGCAAGAGACGUAAGCCUUAUGAAAAAAAGAGCUAUGAUUCUCCAUAAACUUCUCGAUGGAUGUAUACAAAGAUUUGGCCAUGAUACUUUAAAGCCCUUUCUACAACCCAAACUAGAAUAUGCCCUUUAUAUUCGCCCCAGUAUUUGUAUGGCUAAAAUGUAUAAUUAUUAUCUUGAUCAUUCAUCGGGACGUGCUCUUUUAUGGGAUGCUACAGUCCUUCGUCUUUGUAUCAAUCAUCCAGCUCUCUAUUAUAUGGCCGAGAAAACUUUAGCAGCCAAAGCUUCAAAGGUGAAAAAAGUGCAAUUACCUGCUGAUUUGAGGCCUAUUGGUAAAAACUCAAACUCAAAACCUGAAUCUAAUCAAUCUCAAACCAUUCCAAAUGUAAACCAACAAACUGAAUCUGGUGAAGCUUCAACUUCCAGCAAUUCAAACAAUCCUGUGCCUUCAUCCACCGAACCACUUUCAAAUGUUGAAAAUAAUGAUAAAGUGGUGGAUAAAAUACCUACUGAUGUUGAUCCCGAAACAGAAGAAAGCAACAAUAAGGUUAAAAAAGAUUGGUUCAAGCAAUUUGUCGGUCCCGAUGAUUGGAAAGUUAUUAAUUUGAGUGGAAAACUAGUUAUGUUAUUCAAAAUUUUGAAAAAAUGUAUUGCUAUUGGAGAAAAAUUACUUGUUGUUAGUCAAUCCUUGGAAACUCUUGAUCUCAUCGAAAAGUGUCUUAAGCUUAACAAUGAAGUUGUUAUCAAUAAUGCGAGAACAGUCUUGCAAUGGGUCAAGGGUAAAAAUUAUUUUCGUAUUGAUGGUAAAACCGAAUGUUUCGAGCGUACUUCCCAAGUAAACCAUUUCAACAACCCAGAAAAUACUGAUGCCAAACUAUUUCUGCUGUCUACUAAAGCUGGUGGUGUUGGUAUCAACUUAUUCGGUGCUACAAGGUGUAUUAUUUUUGAUGUUUCAUGGAAUCCUAGUGAUGAUAUUCAAGCAAUCUUUCGCAUUUAUCGACUUGGCCAGUCUAAACCUGUGUAUGUUUACCGUUUUGUUGCAAAAGAUUCUAUGGAAGAAAAAAUUUUUCGUAAACAAAUUGUUAAACUUGGUAUGGCCAUUCGUGUCCUUGACAAAGCACAAGUGAAAAGAAAUUUCAAAACUGCCGAGCUUAGAGAAUUUUACACUACACGACCAAAUGUGCAUUACGAUAUUCCUGUCCUUAAUGUGCCUCAAGAUCAUCUUUUAGCUGACUUACUGUGCUCUGACAAUAACGAAAUAUUAGAUUGUACAGUAUUCGACUCAUUGUUAGAAAAGAAACCAGAAGAGGAUCUCACGGAAGAUGAACGUCAAGCUGCUUGGGCUGAAUAUCAGAAGGAAAGAGAUGCAGAAAUUCAGGCCGCCGAAGAGCGGAAACAGCAAAUGGAAGAAGAGAGGAAAAAAGCUGAGAAAGAGGCCGCUUUAAUAGAAGCAGCUAAACUAAGUCGUCUUGCAGAAGAAGCAAAACAGAAAAUAAACCAGCAAGAUAGAGCAAAGAACUCAUUAGCAGCUGCAGCAUUAGCGUCUGCUCCGGUACUUGCUUCAACGUCUACUUCAGUGCCUACUCCAGUGCUUAAUUCAGUGCCUAGUUCAUCGUCUACAUCAGUAUCCAUUCCAAGGUCUACACAAAAUGGAGCAUCAGUCUCUUCACCAGCAACACCAGGUCCAUCAAGAUCAACAUCAGGUAACGCCAGCAUAAAGGAUAAUGAACGAUCAAUAAAUGUCAUAGCUAAUAGGUUAAGUCAAAGUUUGACUGCUGUAAACAGUUCAAAUACACAGGCUACGCCCACUAUCUCCCAAGUUGCGCCUAAUCUUAUUCUCGCCAGAAAAAGAGGAACAUUCGCAUACAAACAUGUGGCUAGAGCUCGUCCUGCAAUACCUAACACCCGAACUCGUGUAAAUCGGUCUUUAAAAGCAAUGGAAACAAUUGAAGAAAAAAGAAGAAAGGAAGAAGAAGCAACUGUCAAUGCUAUUAACCAGGCAUUGCCCCGUAAAAGGGGUCGACCACCAGCGGAUCAUGCUUCAUCAUCAACAUCAGCUCCUCCGAAAAAACAACCGAACAAUGAAAGAAGUGUUGGAUCAAGGGAAGAUAGCAAUCGAAAUGUCCAGAAUAAUGAUCUUCGUCCUUAUAGCUACCAUUAUCCGCUCAAUAACUCUAAUAUUAAUUAUAAUCCCGCCAUUAUGGAUCCGAUUCCUCUAGCAACUCCUACACUUAGACAACAAGGACCUUACAGCAAUUUGAAUCAAAGGCAAGGAAAUCAAGGAUAUCCUAACCCUCAAAUUAUGCAGCGAGUUCAAAAUUCGAACUAUCAGCCACCGCCACAAGCCCAUUCAACCACUAAGUCACAUUCAUCAAAUACUCAGUCUGAGAAUAGACACCACCAAAGCACUGGUAUACCAUCGCAUGGACAUUCAUCUGAACCUAGUUCAGCGCACAGUCAACAUUCAUCUUCGUCUUCCAAUUUCCAGAAUUAUCAAUAUCAAACCUCACCUCCACCAUCUCAACACACUAUACCGCCACCUUACACGUCUAAUCCAUUUAACUUCCGUUCUCAAGAUCAUAAUCCAUCCCAGAAUUAUCCAAGCCAGCGUGCUCAUUCUAAUGGUAACCCAUCUUCUCUUGAUUUUAUUGAUCAAUUCGUUUCUACUGAUGCAAUUUUGUCUGAUUCAUUAUUAGAACCGAAUAGUUCAUCUAUACCUUCAAUUAUCGAUAAUGUAUCUACUUCAACCAAUCAACUGAUGAGCUCUAAUUUUUCAGAACAAGUUACAGACUCUACGGAAUCUGAUGAACUUUUUCUUAGUCAACUUUCAGAUAUCAAUUUAACUAAUUGUUCGCUUAGUGAGUUAAUAAGGAAAUUGUUGUCUUUAGACGAAAAAUUUGAUCCUAAAGACCCUAAUCUUCCUGAAUACACCAUUCAAUUGAUUGAAAAAAUUCGAUCAAUUUUAACCAAGAAGAAAGAAAAACUGGACGAGAAAUCUCGUGUCGACCUUCUUACAGAGACCGAGAUUAUCGAAAGGAUAACAUGUGGCCAAAGUUUAAAUAACCUAGAAAAGCGAGUCGAUGAUAUUUUAAAUAAUCCAACAAGUACAGAUUGUCAUAAUUUAUAAAUGUGCAAAUAAUUACAUUUUUACUGAAAAUAAAUAUCUUUUAUAUUGAUU